GGUGUUUCGUCACGUAAAUGGGCGCGAAGCAAAGCAGCAUCUACGAAAAACCCGGGACUAUGAAUUACUACCAAUUUAGUGCGAAGGAAUACGCGUUGGUUAAGAACGUGUGGUCGGAAAUCGAAGUUAAUCCUCUUCUUCACGGCAACGCCUAUUUGAAGAGUUUUUGUGCCACCUAUCCGCAAUACGUGAAGUUCUUCACGCUGGAACUCAGAUUGAAUCCCAUGAACAUCGGCGCGGUAACCAUGUUGAAGUUCUCGGUGAUUAUGGAGACCAUCGGUUAUCUCUUUCUGGAUUUUAACAAGAAGCCGAAGAAGCUGGACCGACUCGUCGCUUACAUAGCUAUGGUGCACAAGGACAUGCAGUUAGACGAGGAAGACUUGAACAACUUCAUGUCGGCAUUGAUCGAGUAUUUGUUGCGAACGUGUCCCAUGCACAUGACGACGCAGUGUCAGGAAGCUAUGUCCAAGUUCACGAAUUCUGUUGUGCACGAGCUUAUCGCGAAGAUGAGACUCUUCCGUGAUUAUGACGUCACACUGUCGAACGAAGUGAUACGAUCGCCGUGGGGACUGUGUCCGUUCUUCGUCGAGCCACUGAUAUUCGGCAAGACGAGAUUGUACUGGGACCAGAAGAAGAACCAGUGGGACGCGCGACUCGACGAGUGGGGAAAAAUGAUAUCUCUGGAUGUGUCGACACCCGCGGAGGCAACGAAGAUGAGAUCGGACGACUUUGACGACGAAAGGGAUUUCUUCAAGUCGGAACGGAGAGAAGCAAAAGGCAACGACGAUGAUGACGUUGACGAUGAUUCGAUAAUUCGGAAGCGUGUCACUUCGGAUGCUCGUCGUCUGUCCUCGCAACGACGUCUUCGGAUGUCUUCUUUAGCUUACCCGCCGAAAAAACUGCUGGAAGCCGUGAGAGAUCCGCGCGAACGAUAUCGUCUCAGGAGUGUGUUUUACCUGCAGAAUUUGAACGAAACCGAUCGCGAAGAUAACGACGCGGAACAGCCCGAUCGCGAAAACAAUGUUAUUAUCUCGCACCUCACCGCUCGCGAAAGACGUCGCAGAAAGUUUCAGCGUCAAUCUGAAAUGAAGAAAUAAAAGACGAUGAGUGACACAUUUGAGGAGAUUGAAGAUCGCCGCAGCAAUUUUGUAUUUGAAAAAACCCUUCGCGGACGUGCGGCGAGACGAGAACCGUUGCGGUUUCUUGAAAAAUUUAUGGAAGUGUAUAUUUCAAGAAGAAGAACAGCGCGCAACGCAUCGAGAAACGCAAAUAAUUCUUCGUCCUACGAACACGAAAACUUUUCGUCGCGAUCACAGCGUGUUCGAGCACGUGCGAAGGUCGCUCUAAUACACGCGCAAACAUUUUUUCUUCCUUGAUUUUUCAUUCUUUUGUAAAAAAAAAAAAAAUAGAGCACGCACGCGUUUGCGAAUCGCGCCCUCGUCUCUUUCGACUUAGGCUGCGUUCCGAGUUACGCAUACGCACGCAUUUAUCUAUAGUACACGUUACAUAUAGUAUAGAUAAAUACGUGCGCACUGCGGGGUGCACUAUACGGAUUCUUGGUUGUAUUAAAUCGAGAA
Messenger RNA from Pseudomyrmex gracilis, 1577 nucleotides. RefSeq lists its product as uncharacterized. The transcript is spliced from 6 exons. Bases 18 to 1097 code for a protein of 359 amino acids. Gene Ontology annotation, molecular function: oxygen binding; heme binding. The record is from RefSeq and is a predicted model, not a curated record. NCBI's taxonomy places the organism in Eukaryota, Metazoa, Arthropoda, Insecta, Hymenoptera, Formicidae.